Beauveria bassiana ARSEF 2860 is the source of this 1494-nucleotide messenger RNA. RefSeq names its product squalene epoxidase. Lineage: Eukaryota; Fungi; Ascomycota; Sordariomycetes; Hypocreales; Cordycipitaceae. The record is from RefSeq and is a predicted model, not a curated record. Gene Ontology annotation, molecular function: squalene monooxygenase activity; flavin adenine dinucleotide binding. Gene Ontology annotation, biological process: ergosterol biosynthetic process. The transcript has a single exon. Bases 1 to 1494 code for a protein of 497 amino acids. Gene Ontology annotation, cellular component: membrane; endoplasmic reticulum.
AUGGCUACCGAUGCACUUGAGGCACGCCGCCUGCAGCGCGAAACUCACCACGAGGCCGAUGUCGUUGUCGUCGGUGCCGGCGUCUUUGGCUGCGCCGCCGCCUACGCUCUCGCCGAGCAGGGUCGCUCCGUGUUGCUCCUCGAGCGCUGGAUGCGCGAGCCCGACCGUAUUGUCGGCGAACUGCUGCAGCCGGGCGGAAUCCAGGCCCUAAAAAAGCUCGGCCUCGGCCACUGCGUUGACAAUAUCGACAGCAUUACCUGCCGCGGCUACAACGUUAUCUAUCAGGGGUCCGACGUCCUCAUCCCCUACCCAACAAUGGACGACCACGGCGGGGUCCCCCACCAGUGGUCCGGCGCUGGGAAAGAGGGCAAGCGCGAGAUUGGAAAGGGAUUUCACCACGGGCGCUUCGUGAUGCAGCUGCGCGAAACGUGCCUCGCGCACCCCAACAUCACCGUUCGCGAGACUGAAGUGAUCAAGAUGGUGCGUGGCGAGCACUCGGAUCAUGUCCUCGGCGUCGAGACGCGCACGACGGAUCACGAAACGAAGAAGAAGACGGCCGACUACUUUUUCGGCCAACUCACCAUCAUUGCCGACGGCUACGACUCUAAGUUCCGUAAAGAAGUCACUGACACACAGCCAGUCGCGCGCUCCAAGUUCUAUGCGCUCGAACUCAAGGACGCCGACCUUCCCGCGCCCGGCUACGGCCAUGUCAUUAUCGGCGACGCCUCUCCCACUCUGCUGUACCAGAUUGGCACGCACGAGACGCGCGCGCUGUUUGACGUUCCGCACGGCAUCCCCGAGGCCGCUCCCGCGGCUGGCGGCGUCCGCAACUACCUCGCAAACCACGCCAUUCCCGCGCUGCCCGCGUCGGUGCGGCCUGCCGCCCUCGCGGCCCUCGAGGACGGCAAGCUCCGCAGUAUGCCCAACAGCUGGCUGCCACCCACGCGGCAGGUGCCCCGCGGCAUGGUCGUCCUCGGCGACGCCACUAACAUGCGGCACCCGCUCACCGGCGCCGGCAUGACGGUCGCCUUCAACGACGCGGUCCUCCUCGCGGAGCUCCUCCACCCGAACCGCGUGCCCAACCUCGCCGACGACAAGGCCGUCCAAGCCGCGCUCAGCGCGCUCUACUGGCGCCGCAAAAACUACACCGCCAUUCUCAACGUUCUCGCACAGGCCCUCUAUGCGCUCUUCGCCGCAAACGAUCCCCAGCUGCACGCCCUCCGCAUGGGCUGCUUCGAGUACUUUCGGCGCGGCCACACCGACGGGCCCUGCGGCCUGCUCGGCGGCAUCAUUCACCGGCCCGUCGUCCUCGCCUACCACUUCUUCUCCGUCGCCUUUCUCGGCAUCUGGAUGCACGUCCUCGAGACUGUCACCAGCGGGCCGGGACCGCUCGGCGUGCUAAAGUUGCCGCUGGCCCUCAUCGACGCCGUCCUGAUCCUGGCAAAGGCGUGCGUGGUAUUUCUACCGCUGAUUUGGAGAGAAGGGUUCCGGUGA